AUGGCUGACGCCUCACGACCAGCGACAACCGUGUCGCAUCCGCGAACAGCCUUGCCUUCGCGGCCCCUCGAAAGGGGCCGUGAAAGCUCGACUACCGCCGCUUCCUCGCGACCAUCACCCGAUGGCGAGAACCAAAGACAAACCCUGAAGAACGGAAGCCGAAGUCCAAGCGCAACCAGCGCCGCAGAACCAUCUUCUAAAGGAGCUGGAUCCAAGAAGAAGCAACAGUCUGGUGCCUCGUCGAGCCACGGCCAGAUCUGCAGCAACUGCGGAACGACAGAAACACCGCUAUGGAGAAGAUCUCCGCAAGGUGCUACCAUCUGCAAUGCAUGUGGGCUCUAUCUACGAGCCAGAAACUCGGCCCGACCAACAAAUUUAAAGAAGCCACCAAAGGUAGUCUCUACGGAACUACCUCUGGCAAGCACAUCAAGAGCCGGCGACUCCGGACAAGACUCCACGCCCAAAGUCGCUGGUGCCACCUACGUUGCUGCGGAAAAGACGCCAUCGGGGACAUGCCCGGGAGGUGGACGUUGUAACGGGACAGGCGGCGCGGAGGGCUGCAAUGGUUGCCCAGCAUAUAACAAUCGCGUUUCGAAACUCAGCAUGCUACAUAGGCAAGGUGGCUGUCAAGGAGGAGAUGAGACAGCUAGCGAUGGUCCAGCCCCCAUUGACGUGAAUGCGCUGCAAGCGCAAAGCCAACAGUCAUCUGUUAUUGCUUGUUCGAAUUGUGGUACUACGAUCACGCCGCUUUGGAGAAGAGAUGGAGAGGGCAAUAUGAUUUGCAACGCAUGCGGCCUGUACUAUAGGCUCCAUGGAGUCCAUCGACCAGUGACAAUGAAAAAGGCAACGAUCAAAAGACGCAAAAGGGUAAUUCCUUCAAAUCAAGAGGAGGAAGGCGAAGAUGGGGAUUUGGCGAUGGACUCACCCAGCAACGAGACUACACCCGAACGAGGCACCAUGAAUGAUGACGGAUCUAUCAAUCUCGGACUACGUCGAAAGCCCGAGGACCCUGUGCCAAUGGAUUUGGACACGCCACGACAUGAAGCGAAGCACCCAUCACCUCUUCCAGUGCCACUACCGUCUGCAUCGGACUUGGCAGCCUAUCGCCAAACCCCGUCCUCAACUCGAAAUGCGCAGACUUUCUUGAAUGACGAGAACCGAUUACCACCUCUCACGUCAAUGACAGCCGGCUCCGAAAGACAGUCGUCAUUGUCGCCUUCUUCAUUCAUCUCGCCUCGUAGGAAAAGAUCAUUUUCCGCUACAGAUCCUGCUUCUGUUGUCGGCACAGAGGGAGGCUACGACAGUGCCAAGCGCGUGUCGUCCAUUAGGGAUAUACUGAAUCCAGCGUCAAACUCGACUUACGAAGCAAGGGGUGGCAAACCAGAGUACUCACUUGCGCCGCUGAGAUCUCCGGCUGAGGGCUUUACGCCGGUUAAUCGCCCCAGUGCGUAUUCUUCGCGUGAUGGCACCCCGACGCAGAAUAAUCAGGAAAAUGAUCAAAGAGCAGAACGAACACAGCUGCUGGAAAGAGAAACGGAAAAGAUGCGUGAGAUGCUCGCUGCAAAGGAGCGAGAACUGUACAAACUCAGGUCCAGCUGA
Messenger RNA from Beauveria bassiana ARSEF 2860, 1599 nucleotides. RefSeq names its product siderophore regulation protein. Lineage: Eukaryota; Fungi; Ascomycota; Sordariomycetes; Hypocreales; Cordycipitaceae. The record is from RefSeq and is a predicted model, not a curated record. Bases 1 to 1599 code for a protein of 532 amino acids. The transcript is spliced from 3 exons. Gene Ontology annotation, biological process: negative regulation of transcription by RNA polymerase II; positive regulation of transcription by RNA polymerase II. Gene Ontology annotation, molecular function: RNA polymerase II cis-regulatory region sequence-specific DNA binding; DNA-binding transcription factor activity, RNA polymerase II-specific; zinc ion binding.